This is a messenger RNA of Alternaria arborescens, 513 nucleotides long. RefSeq lists its product as hypothetical. Bases 1 to 513 code for a protein of 170 amino acids. The record is from RefSeq and is a predicted model, not a curated record. Lineage: Eukaryota; Fungi; Ascomycota; Dothideomycetes; Pleosporales; Pleosporaceae. The transcript has a single exon.
AUGAAGUACCAAUAUCUCGUAAAAUCGCUUCUUUUAGGUCUGGCCACCUCUGCACCCGCCGCACCACCGGUCAACGACCUAGAUGUAGCCAUGAUGCAGUCCUACUCUGACAAGCCCCAUCCAACCCUAGUAGACUACAACAUAGCCGGAGUCGCAUGGUGUGAAAAGCAUGUCCGCGCCAACGCUCCCAAUCCCCCUAUGCUCCCGAAACCCGGCAUCGACCCCAAGAAUCCUCCGGUCAUGCCGUCUCUCCGUGCUCUGUACACGUUUAUGGUGCCCAACCCGGACAAGAAGAAGCCUGGAUUUGCUCUCCAGCCAACAUUCGAAAUCCUUGGAUUUGCGCCUAUCACGCGAGAAAUGUGUCUUUGGGGUUGGGGUGUGGGUCGCCAGAGUUAUGGGAUUCAGUCGGAGCAAGUCAAGAAAGGCAAUAUCUGCCGUGGACAAGGAGGUGUUGCUAUGGUUCAGGGGUGGAAUCAAACUAUAUGGUGGAAUGAGUUUAGAAUAGUAUUCUGA